Molecule: messenger RNA, 1095 nt
Organism: Spodoptera frugiperda (fall armyworm)
Lineage: Eukaryota; Metazoa; Arthropoda; Insecta; Lepidoptera; Noctuidae
Exons: 1
Coding region: 1-1095 (364 amino acids)
Source: RefSeq, a predicted model, not a curated record
AUGGACACAGAGACUCACAAAGAAUGGGAACAAACCGUUUGUACAAAUGAAGACGAUAAAUUACCUACCUGGGAUGACUUAAGACAGUUCAUGCAAUCAAAAUACCGUACCUUAGAACUUGUAAUGUCAACAUCGGGCCUCCGUGAGAAGUCUAUCAAAGAGCGUUCACACUUUGUUACUGCUACAGCCUCAACUUCACCAUCGUCGGGAGAUAGAAAAUGCGUGCUAUGUAAAGAAAGCCAUACCUUAUGCCACUGUAAGGAGUUCUGCAAACUGCAACCUGCUGAGAGAGCUGAAUAUGUUAAGUCAAACAAACUUUGCUUUAAUUGUUUGGUACCAGGACAUUCCGCUUAUCUGUGUAAAUUGCGAGUCUCAUGUCGUAUAUGCAGUCGACGUCAUCACACUCUGCUACACCGAUCUAAGGACGCUACUUCUUCGGUACAAUCUGAGGACACUGAACAACCGAAAGUAGUACAACACGGCGUAGAAGAGAAGGAGGAAUUAGUCAACACUACAAUCGCGUCGUAUCACAGUACCAAACUAAGCACAAGUCUAGCACUACUGGCCACGGCAACAGUUUUAGCAAGGAACGAACAUAAUCACACUGUUGUUCUACGUGCACUGGUAGACCAAGGUUCGCAGGCAUCAUUCAUUAGCGAGAAGGCGACACAACUACUUAAAUUAACCAGGCGUACAGCAAGAGGAAGUAUCAUUGGAGUGGGAUCUACAAAAACUAACGUCAAUCACGUGGUACAACUAAGGAUUGGUUCUCGAUUGCAUUCAAGCUUCGAGAUCAACAUUGAAGCAUACGUCAUGAGUAAACAGUUAACCACGAAAAUCCCUUCCAAAGCUGUUACUGUCACACAUUGGCCACACCUAGAGGGACUCAACCUGGCUGAUCCGGAGUAUCACAAACCGGGUCCAAUAGACUUGCUCCUUGGUGUUAAAGAGUAUGCACAAAUCGUGCAGCAACAAUUAAUCAAAGGUCCUCCGGGUUCUCCAUGUGCACAAGAAACAAACCUGGGAUGGAUUCUGUUUGGAGAAAUCAAUACCAGUGUAAAGAAGAAAGUUUUCUGGUCCUUCAUCAACAAAUAG